UAAAGGCACAGGCAUCAUAGCAAAAACUCAUCAGACACUUGAAGAUCUUCAGAAUUAAAGCUGCUCAACAGAAGAUAAAGAAGUUAGAAAUCUACCUGAUCAACUGAACCUGCUCUGAAAGAGCUCCUAAGCAGAUCUGUUGCUGGUCCAUUUCCAACAGAAGAGAUGGCCCCUCAACUCCAAUCUCAGCCCCAACACCCUUUGAACGUCGUUCAGGGAGAUCUGAAUGCCUUGAGCCCCGCAGUGAGAGACUUUGUUGAACAAAGUGCGAAGUUAUGUCAACCAGACAAGAUCCACAUCUGUGAUGGGAGCGAGGAAGAGAACAGGCAACUUCUGUGCCUAAUGGAAGAGCACGGGAUAAUCAAACACUUACCCAAGUAUCAGAACUGCUGGUUGGCUCGCACAGACCCCAGAGACGUUGCUCGCGUGGAGAGUAAAACGGUAAUUGUGACCCCUGAACAGAGAGAUACCAUUCCCAUACCAAAGAGUGGGGUCAGCCAGCUCGGGCGCUGGCUGUCAGAGAAGGAGUUUGAAAAGGCAUUCACUUUACGUUUUCCAGAAUGUAUGAAAGGCCGUACAAUGUACCUGAUUCCAUUCAGCAUGGGACCUGUGGGUUCGCCUUUGUCCAAGAUCGGGAUCCAGUUGACAGAUUCACCUUACGUUGUGGCAAGCAUGAGGAUCAUGACUCGCAUGGGAUCGGCUGUACUGGAGACCCUGGGCAAUGGCCAGUUUGUCAAAUGCCUUCAUUCCGUUGGAUGCCCUUUACCACUAAAGAAACCACUGGUCAAUAACUGGGCCUGCAAUCCUGAGCUGACACUGGUCGCCCACAUCCCUCAGCGCAGGGAGAUUAUUUCAUUCGGGAGUGGUUAUGGAGGUAACUCACUGCUGGGAAAGAAGUGCUUUGCUCUGCGCAUUGCCUCCAGGAUUGCUGAAGAAGAGGGCUGGCUUGCUGAACACAUGCUGAUCAUGGGAGUAACCAACCCCAAAGGCCAGAAGAAGUACAUUGCUGCCGCGUUCCCGAGUGCUUGUGGAAAAACAAACUUGGCCAUGAUGAAUCCGACAUUACCCGGUUGGAAAGUUGAGUGUGUGGGAGAUGAUAUCGCCUGGCUGAAGUUCGAUGAGCAAGGUAAACUGAGAGCAAUCAACCCAGAAAAUGGCUUCUUUGGUGUAGCUCCUGGGACAUCUAACAAGACAAAUCCAAAUGCAAUGCAAACCAUCAGCAAGAACACCAUCUUCACCAACGUGGCAGAAACCAGCGAUGGGGGUGUUUACUGGGAGGGAAUUGAUGAAACUCUGCCUCACUGCAUCACAGUGACUUCAUGGAAAAACAAAAUAUGGAGUCCUGGCGAUGGAGAACCAUGUGCACAUCCCAACUCCAGGUUCUGUACUCCUGCCAGACAGUGUCCAAUCAUUGACCCAAACUGGGAGUCCCCUGAAGGGGUUCCCAUUGAAGCAAUUAUCUUCGGAGGACGGAGACCAAAAGGCGUCCCUCUGGUUUAUGAAGCUUUUAACUGGCAGCAUGGAGUUUAUGUUGGAGCAUCCAUGAGAUCAGAGGCUACAGCUGCAGCAGAGCACAAAGGUAAGGUCAUUAUGCAUGACCCUUUCGCCAUGCGGCCUUUCUUUGGCUACAACUUUGGGAAGUACCUGUCGCACUGGCUCAGUAUGGAGCACAGGACCUGCUCGAAACUUCCCAAGAUCUUCCACGUCAACUGGUUCCGCAAAGACAAGCAGAACAACUUCCUGUGGCCGGGUUUUGGGGAGAACUGUCGAGUCCUGGAAUGGAUGUUCCGGAGAAUUGAGGGAGAGGACUGUGCCAAACUGUCUCCUUUGGGCUACAUUCCUGCAGAUGGUGCCCUGAAUCUCAACGGUCUCAGCUACGUGAACAUGGACGAAAUCUUCAGUGUUGAGAAGGAAUUCUGGGAAGAGGAAAUCAAAGAGAUCCGAAAAUAUUUUGACGACCAGGUCAACAUUGACCUUCCCUGUGAUGUGGCCAAUCAGCUGCUACAGUUGGAACAAAGAAUAAAUCGGUUGUAACAAUAAGCAAGUGAUGUAGGCAGUAAGAAGGAGAAACAUGCUUAUUUCAGAUAAAUUGUCCUCCAGUUGAUGUUCUGGAACUCAUUAUUUGUUGUUACUAUGAGUUAGAUUGAAGAUUGAAUGUGUUUAGGAAUACCAGAGAUUUUAUUGUUUGCUGUAAUAUUUUUAUUUCAUAUCAGUGGAUUCAGGGGGAAAAUUAAAUAGCCUCUUUGACAGGAGGUUUCAUACCCAGGCACAGGGAGUUCCACAAGAUGACCAUGAGCCUCUUAAGUUAACAGGUUCUUGAGAGACAUGGUAUAUUAUUCUAUUUUAAAGAGUGUUUUGCAAUGCUGACUGUGGCCUUAGGCUAUACAAAGGAAACAAGGCUUUAAUUCACACUUCGUUUCUGAGAAUUCAGCCUCAUGGAAACUCCAGGGUUUGUGGAUUUGUGAGGCUUUAGAAAGGCUUCACUACUUGCGCAGAUUAUGCUGCAAGAAAAGAUAAUAGGCGCAACACGCCCUUAUUAACAGCUCUUCAAAAGUUGCACUUUAAAAUUUGGAAUAUGAUGAUUUUGAUAGUUUUGUAAUUGUGACUGAUAGCACAUCUAGAGCAAAUGAUUAAAAACAGGAAUGCCAGCUGAAGUUGGAAAAGCAUUGUUUAUGCAGUGGAGAAGAUUGUGCUGCUGUUGUGAUUCCCUGUAAAUCCUAAUACAAUGCACAUGUCAAUUCCAGUUUGGAAAUUGAACACAAAUUGCACUGGAGAAUCUUUCAGAUUUCAGGCUUAGCCUACCAUGCACCAGCAAUGCAGCUUUCAGCAAAGAAUGCAGUGCUAUGAACAUAUGCAGCCAUACAGUUUGAAGAAGAUAACUUUUAGCUUUAGUUUUUUAAAAAAAUUAGAUCUGAUAAAAUUAUUACUUUAUAGAGAAGAUAGCGUCAGAAUUGCAAUGAUGUCAUUGCGCCACUGAUUAAUUCCAGGUUUAUAAAUAUAUCCUGGUCAAGCCUCAGUUAAGACAUGCAUUAGAGGUUAACAAUGAAGAAACAAACUGAAAUCACCUACUGAAGCAGAAUUACUAAUCUUUUCAAAUUCUAAAUUAUUAGUCUGUAACAAAUUCUGAGUGUCUGUAUGUUAUAAUUCAAAAUGUUUCAACUGGAAAGGUCUUUGUUUGUAUGUAAAGUGUUUUUUAAAAAUAAAUUGAUAUUUCGUGUUUUCAAUAUAA
Messenger RNA from Stegostoma tigrinum, 3229 nucleotides. RefSeq names its product phosphoenolpyruvate carboxykinase, cytosolic [GTP]-like. Gene Ontology annotation, molecular function: phosphoenolpyruvate carboxykinase (GTP) activity; manganese ion binding; GTP binding. Gene Ontology annotation, cellular component: cytosol; mitochondrion. Bases 166 to 2034 code for a protein of 622 amino acids. The record is from RefSeq and is a predicted model, not a curated record. Lineage: Eukaryota; Metazoa; Chordata; Chondrichthyes; Orectolobiformes; Stegostomatidae. Gene Ontology annotation, biological process: cellular response to insulin stimulus; cellular response to dexamethasone stimulus; response to starvation. The transcript has 9 exons.